Lindgomyces ingoldianus is the source of this 669-nucleotide messenger RNA. RefSeq lists its product as uncharacterized. The transcript is spliced from 2 exons. The record is from RefSeq and is a predicted model, not a curated record. Bases 187 to 435 code for a protein of 82 amino acids. NCBI's taxonomy places the organism in Eukaryota, Fungi, Ascomycota, Dothideomycetes, Pleosporales, Lindgomycetaceae.
CCAUGACGCCCAUAUUCACCAGCACGUUGAUCCCGCCUGCUUAAUUGGGGCUGGCUGACUGGGCAUAUAGAGCUCUAAUUGCAUCGUGACUGCUCUCUGAAGCCCUCACGCCGCUCAAUCCCCCCCUCUCCCCUCCGACACCUCUACAAUCACCUCUUUUCAACGGCCGAUCGAACCACAUUCAAAAUGCCAGUCGGACAGACCUCCAUCCCCAAGAUCUUCGCCGCCGGCGGCAUAUUCGGCUUCUCCUACUACCUUUGGAUGCGGCAGUACUGGUUCCCGAAUCCCUACAAAACGAGAGAAGUGCAGAACAUCGAGGAUCGCUUCACAGCAGGUGGUGGAGCUCCAACACACACGCCAGGCGGGGGUACUAAGAGAGGUGACAGUAACAAUGUCGAACCGAGGAAUACGAGUAGCACCGGUGUUGAUUCAUAACAUUUCAAAGACAGGAUAUUAGAUCAAGGACGAACGCCGGUGUCAAAACAGAGAUGUUAUAUGACCAACGAUAAAACAACCGAAAGGGUAAAUAAUUUUCAGCACAUCCUGGCCUCCUUUUGAUAUGUUGGAAACUUCUGGCACGGGAUAUUAAAAGGUUACUGUAUUUUUAAACCCUUAUCAUAGGGACUUUAAACAUAUCCACUCUAGUUAAAUAUAUAUAAUGUCGAUUUU